UGACACACGGGGAGGGGAAAAGGAAGAAGUGUAAGCCCCGGAUUCAUCUUCAAGAGAAAAUAGGAGAGACCGCGUCCCACUUUUAUUUCGUUUUUAGCGGCACCUUUUCGUACAAUACGUGUUAAAGAGCCCGAGGAGCGGGCUGUGUCAUUGUCUGUAGGAUGUCCCGACAUGAAGGUGUGAGCUGUGACGCAUGUUUAAAGGGGAACUUCAGAGGGCGCAGAUACAAGUGUUUAAUUUGCUACGACUACGACCUGUGCGCGUCGUGCUAUGAGAGUGGAGCCACCACAACUAGACACACCACGGAGCACCCCAUGCAGUGCAUACUAACCAGGGUAGACUUUGACCUGUAUUAUGGUGGAGAAGCAUUUUCAGUAGAGCAGCCCCAGUCAUUUACUUGUCCCUACUGUGGCAAAAUGGGUUACACAGAAACGUCUCUACAGGAGCACGUCACCUCAGAGCAUGCAGAGACUUCCACAGAGGUGAUCUGCCCAAUAUGUGCAGCUUUGCCUGGAGGUGACCCCAAUCAUGUGACAGAUGACUUCGCUGCUCAUCUCACGCUUGAACACAGAGCACCUAGAGAUUUAGAUGAGACAAGUGGCGUGCGGCAUGUGCGCCGGAUGUUCCACCCUGGGCGUGGGCUGGGUGGUCCGCGAGCACGCAGGACUAACAUGCACUUUACCAGCAGCUCCACUGGGGGGCUCUCCUCUUCACAAAGCUCGUCCUACUCUCCAAGCAAUAGGGAAGCCAUGGAUCCCAUAGCAGAGCUGCUGUCACAGCUGUCAGGUGUGCGGCGCUCAGCGGGUGGCCAACUUAACUCUUCGGGUCCAUCGGCAUCGCAGCUGCAGCAGUUGCAGAUGCAGCUGCAGCUUGAGCGGCAGCAGGCACAGGCAGCGCGCCAACAGUUGGAGACAGCACGCAAUGCCACACGCCAGCGCAGCAAUCCCAGCAACAUCAACGCCAGCAUCCCACCGCCCAGCACCGCCACAAACACAGCCAUGACUGAGAGCAACCCACUGGCCUCACACAGCUCCCAGUUCCUCCUCACACGGUUGAAUGAGCCGAAGAUGUCGGAGGUGGAGCGUCAGGCUUUGGAGAGCGAGCGAGCUGAUCGCAGCCUCUUUGUCCAGGAGUUAUUAUUGUCCACGCUGAUGCGCGAGGAAAGCUCAUCCUCAGACGAGGACGAGCGGCGAGACUUCGCCGACUUUGGAGCCAUGGGCUGCGUGGACAUCAUGCCUUUGGACGUGGCGCUGGAGAGCCUGAACCUGAAAGAGAGCUCUGCUGGCAAAGAGCCUCCACCUCCUCCUCUUUGAUGUUAUCCCACCACCACGCAGACAUUGUCCUCUGUGCUGUAACUGCCAAUGACGGUGGGCAAACACACAGCUCUCAAUUUUUUUUCCCUUUUUUUUUUUUUUUGCUUGUUUUUUUUUUUUUUGUUUGUUUUUGUUUUGUUUUUUUGGUGAUUUGUAAUUUUAGGUCUGUCACCUUUUGUUACAUUGUAAAAAUCCAUAAAAAGGAGAGCAAAAGUGAGAGGAAAAUGUGUGAGAGAAUGAGUGAAAGAGAGUCAGUACAAGUGAGGAGAAAAAAAAAAAAAAAAAAAAAAAAAUAUAUAUAUAUAUAUAUAUAUAUAUAUAUAUAUAAAUAAAUAUAUAUAUAAAUAUAAAUCAAUUCCAUAUAACUAAUUUUUUUUCUUUAGCGGGUGAGCGUAGGUAGCUGUGGCAGACCUCUGCUUCCUGUGUCUAACAAAGACUCUCCUUAUAAAUACUCCACAUUCAGAAACUGAAGAGGAAACAGAGUCCUUCUCUAAUGAAGCUGCUGUGUGUAUUUAUGAAUAUUAAUGAAUAAAAAGUGCUUGGAUGGUUUACCAUAACUACUGCAUGAGGUUAUUUGCAGCGUGCAUGACUUUUAAUGACCUUGUCAUUAAAAUGGCGAAUAAAAUCCCAAAGCUUCUUUAAUUUUUUAAAGGGUUACUUGAACUAAAGUGUUUUGAAUGAAAAAUCACAGAAUCAAUCAUUUGACGACCGUUUUUGUUUUUAAAAGUUUUUCUAAAGCAAAGCAAAAAGCUAAAUUGGAAUCUGCAGUAGCUUCAUAAAAAUGCAGUGCAGUUUUGUGUCUCAACUUUUUCUUUUUCCUUUUUUCUCUAGCUGGCAAGAAACCAGUCCCGAAGUCAGUUUCACCAGUUGCAAAAAACAAACAGAAAAGUUUAUCAAGCUGGUAUAAUAGUGGCUGUCUUUCUGUUUUGUUUUGUUUUUGUUUUUGUUUUUUAGCUAUAAAAUAAAAAAUAGAAUGCCAGGCGUAAGGACAACUUGCCUAAAGUCCCCAAGACGUUGAUGUUUUAGUGACAACUGUGUAAUCACCAGAUGUACGUUCUAACUUUUGCACCUGUACAGAACAGUUAGCCUCUCCAUGCUCAUCGCGCUCUGCUUCUCACCUUUGCUUCCAAUAGACAACAGCUGCUGCUCUCAAUGCAUUUUUAAGUCAGGGUGCUGAUCUAGGAUCUGUUUUUGUGAUUAAUCACAAAAAUAUGGGAUAUAUCAGCUCUCCUGCUCAGAAGGUCUUUUGAGUUUCCCCAUUUUUAUUUCUUUUUUUUUUAUUUUUUCAACUUUACCUCUUUCUUCAGUUGAAGAAUGAGUGUUUGAGACUUGCCAUGUUUCUGGCAUUGUUUUUGUUCAGCGUUUUAAAACAAAUGACAUUCUAAUUAUUGCUCUGCUAAAAAAAAAAAAAAAAAAGAAAAAAAAAAGCACCUUCUAUUUAUUCAGGUUUUUAGUUUCUCUUUUGAUUAUUUUUUUAAGCCUUGUGAUUGACUCAUGCCACCUCCAUGCCUAUACUCUUAUCCUCAAUGUAAAAUACAAUGAGAUGUAUAUUGAAUUUGUGCGUUACCUUUCAUAAUGGUUCUAGGACAUGGGCAGACUUUCUUUUUUUAAUGUAAAUUUAGAAUACUACAAUAAAAGCGGUGCACAGCUUUUGAUGAAAACGAA
Molecule: messenger RNA, 2978 nt
Organism: Pygocentrus nattereri (red-bellied piranha)
Lineage: Eukaryota; Metazoa; Chordata; Actinopteri; Characiformes; Serrasalmidae
Gene: kcmf1
Product: potassium channel modulatory factor 1
Exons: 7
Coding region: 162-1313 (383 amino acids)
Biological process (GO): synaptic signaling
Cellular component (GO): plasma membrane
Molecular function (GO): zinc ion binding
Source: RefSeq, a predicted model, not a curated record